AUGGACCCUCAAGAUAUGAACGAAAACCCAGAUGUCAGCGCUAAUGAAGGAGAAGCUGGAGAAAAACCCCAGGACGAAGGCGAAGCUGACAUCGAAGAAUUCAUUGAAAUACUCGAAGAGCACUGUAAAAAUUGUGAGAAUGAAGGCAAAUACGUUGAGGCUGAGAUGGCCAAAAAUAGGAUUAAGGAACUGAAGGAGCAGAAGAAGCAGAUGGAUCUGGAAGAGCUUCUCAAUAGACAACAAAACGAAAACAUUGAGCUUGAAGAAACUCAUAUUUUGGAGUUUAACAAUUUUAAUCAAGACUGGGAUAAGAGAAUGAACGCUUUUCAAGUUCAUAGCUCCACCUUGAUUAAGGAUUUAGAGCAAAAGCAUAUUAAUAAGCAUGAAGAGUGGAAAGAAAAGCUUGAUGAGAGAAUCCCUAUCAAGUUUAAGCCUUCUUCAGAGCUGCUGAACUUGAGAAGAAUUCAAAUCAACCUUGCCAAGCAGAAAGAAUAUAAGGAAGCUCAUCAAGUCCAGAUCCGCGCACAAAAGCUUGAGAAAGAAGAGCAAGCCAGCUACAAUGAAGAUAGGAAUGGAAAAAUUAUGAAGUCUGAAGAGAAGUUAUUCCAACAGCAAGAUAACGAAAUGGAAGCUCUUAGAAAAAGAAUUAUUGCCGGUGAAAACGAACAAAAGAAGCAACGUGCACUUGAGCUUGAGAGGAUGUUCCAGAGAUAUCAAAACGUUAAAAAGGAGUUAGAAAACCAGCACAAGAUGGAGAAAAUUAGACUCGAGAAAGGGCAAAGCUUUGAUCCUAAUGCUAGUAGAAUGAGUAGAAUGUCUGCUAGACCAAAGACAGCUAGUUCAAGAGGCGGUCCAAGGUCAUCUGCGAAGAAAAACAGAGCUGCCGCACCACCUAGCAACUCUGGGUAUGGAAGGUUUUAA
Messenger RNA from Moneuplotes crassus, 921 nucleotides. Lineage: Eukaryota; Ciliophora; Spirotrichea; Euplotida; Euplotidae. The record is from the annotation of a GenBank genome assembly.